Priapulus caudatus is the source of this 1787-nucleotide messenger RNA. RefSeq names its product 5-hydroxytryptamine receptor 2A-like. The record is from RefSeq and is a predicted model, not a curated record. The coding region runs from base 1 to 1770 and encodes 589 amino acids. The transcript has 4 exons. Gene Ontology annotation, cellular component: membrane. Gene Ontology annotation, molecular function: G protein-coupled receptor activity. NCBI's taxonomy places the organism in Eukaryota, Metazoa, Priapulida, Priapulimorpha, Priapulimorphida, Priapulidae. Gene Ontology annotation, biological process: adenylate cyclase-activating adrenergic receptor signaling pathway.
AUGGAGGCGGUGCACGCCGCCGCCGACGCCGCUACGUCCGCGGCAGACGCGUCGUCGGCCGACGCACUAAACGUCGGCGACGUGUUGGCAACGGCGUCCGACGCGACGUCGACCGCCCACACGCACGCGACGACGGACCACCUCGGUGGCGACGUCGCCAACGUCACGUGGUCGGCGCAGGGCGCCGACCACGUGACGUCUCUCCUCGGAAGCCACGACGGUGGCGCCGCCACGCUGCGGAACAGUGUCUACGACAUGCUCCCCUUCAACACAACGUUCGCGAACGCCACCGACGACGACAUGUUCACCUUCGCUACAACGUUCGCGAACGCCAGCGACGACUACGAUAUGUUCAGCUACAACGCGACGUUUGCGAACGACAGCAUCCUGUACGGAUACGCGCCGACGACGUCGUCGCCGCAGCAGCACGGGUUUCACAUCGACUGGUCCAAGUGGCCAUUCAUCAUCCUGAGCGUGUUCGUGCUGACCGGGGUGAUCGGCAACGUACUCGUCAUUCUGGCUAUCCUACUCGAGAAGAAGCUGCAGAACGUGACCAACUACUUCCUGCUUUCGCUCGGCAUCGCAGACCUGCUCGUGUCAGCCGUCGUCAUGCCGCUGGCCAUCAUCACCGAGUUCUACGACUCGUGGCCGUUCGGUACGAUCGUCUGCAACUUCUACACGACUACGGACGUGCUCUGCUGCACUUCAUCCAUCAUGCACAUGUGCACCAUCUCGCUCGACCGCUACCUGGGCAUCAGCAACCCGCUGAAGACGCGAAACAAGUCGAAGCGCAUCAUCUUCGCGAAGAUCUGCGUCGUCUGGCUCAUCUCGUUCGGCAUCUCCUGUCCGCUGACGGUCCUCGGUGUCAUCGACGCAUCCAACAUCCUCCUCAACGUCACCGUCGGCGGCAACGACACGGCGGCGCUCACCGAGGGCGCGCUGCCGCCACCGCCCACAGAGAAGACAAUACAGCUGUGCAUGAUCAACAACGACUUCUUCAAGAACAUCGGGUCGAUGAUAGCCUUCUACGUUCCGCUCGUCAUCAUGGUGAUAACGUACAGCAUGACGGUGCAUCUGCUCCGCAAGCAGGCGAAGCUCUGCUGUGAUAAUCCGUCCGAGGGCGUGCGGCUGCGGCGUACGUUCGUGCAGCAGUCGCGGCGUCCGCGCGGCACCGGCCGCGAUUCGUCGCUACGGCGCGAGCACAGCCAGGAGCAUCUCGGCAAGUACACUCGCUCGCCGAGCACCACGCCGGAGGACUCUCUCGAUCUGUACAACCCGCUCACCGCCGACCCGGCUACAGCCUCGCAGCAGCAGCAUCCGCAUCGUAAGAUCAGCAAGAUGACGAACAUUCGCUCGCAGCUGAAGAACCGAGCGUCGAGCAUCCUAACGGCCCGCCGGACGUCGCUGGGCGCCAGCGCGGUCGCCAACGAACAGAAGGCGACGAAGGUCCUCGGCAUCGUCUUCAGCACGUUCGUUCUCUGCUGGUCUCCCUUCUUCACGCUGAACGUCAUCUCGGCGAUCUGGGGCGACAAGAUCAAAAUACCCGAGAUCCUCUUCAUCGUGUCGCUGUGGCUAGGGUACAUCUCGUCGACGUUGAACCCGUUGGUGUAUACGACCUUUAAUCGGACGUUCAAGCGCGCCUUCAUCAAGAUACUGAAGUGCGCGUGCUGGCGGAGGAGGCGGCGGCACCGGUGGGCGUCGAACGGACGCGUGAACACUGUGAUCUUCAGUGCAUCGUUCACGAACUAUAACGAAGAUUCCAGGUGCUGAUGAACGAUGGACCUAGG